AUGGCAGCUCCAACAUGGUUUUUCAUUUCUUUUAUGGUUUUGCUAAGCUUAGCAAUAUGCUCUUCCCAGACUAUUGAUGUUCACACAAUUAAGUCCAAGGAAGCUGAUCAUCACCACCACAAACUCACACUUUUGAGUAAUAUCGACGUCCAACGCUUUGGAGGAGGACGUGGUGGUGGCGGCGGAUUUGGCAUUGUUGGUGGAGGUGGAUUUGGCAUUGGCAUUGGUGGUGAUGGUAGAUUUGGCAUUGACAUUGGUGGAGUUGUCCCUGCCUACAAUGACCCUGGCUAUGGUUCCCCUAUCUAUAUACCUGGCUUUGAUUUCCCAAUCUAUUCCCCUGCUUGUGGUUAUGUGUGUCCUGCUAAUAAUCCUAGUGGAGAAAUCACUGAAUUCAAAAUCUCAGGAUUACCACACUUAACCAGACCAUACCGAUGCAGGCCAGGACCAAACAUGCGUGGAGACAAAGAUUAUAACCAAGAACUUCUUCUACACUUUGUUUCUACAAUGCAGGACAAACAUGAGAACAAACAACAACGUCUACACUAUGGAGGACACGGUGGAGAUGCAGGUCACCUUGUAGGGGGAAGUAGACGUUUAGGAUUUGGUCGCGGUAGUGGUAGUUCUGAUACCUCUGAUCAGUAUGAUACCGAGGACCCUGGUAGCAUUUUCGAUGGGUGUGGUUAUGUAUGUCCAGGCAACAGUCCUAGUGGAGGAAUCACUGAAUUCCAUAUCUCAGGAUUAUCACAUUUCAAUGGACCUUACAGAUGUCGCCAAGAUAUGUGUGACACUGAAGAUUGUGGUGAAUUUCUUCUACACUUUGUUUCUCCAAUGCAUAACAAACAUGAGAACCAACAUGGUCAUCAGUCAGAGCAGUAA
This is a messenger RNA of Solanum dulcamara, 876 nucleotides long. RefSeq names its product anther-specific protein TA-29-like. The transcript has a single exon. NCBI's taxonomy places the organism in Eukaryota, Viridiplantae, Streptophyta, Magnoliopsida, Solanales, Solanaceae. Bases 1 to 876 code for a protein of 291 amino acids. The record is from RefSeq and is a predicted model, not a curated record.